CACAAAACACAGUUAUUAUCCGUUAUCCACAAAUUCGUUUUUUAAAACAUGCCAUUGAUUGCACGGCAGCUUUGGCAGCAACAUAAUUGCCACUUUAUCCAACAAAAGACGCGGUCAUUCACCGUCACAUCAUCGCAGCGGCUCAAGGUUCUUUUUUUCGGCACAGAUGAGUUUGGAGCCAAGAUUCUCAAAGCGCUUGCGGAAAACAAGCGCAACCCAAAUCCUCUGAUCACCGAGCUCGCAGUGGUCUGCCCGGCGACACAGUACUACAGCAAGCUGCGUGCGAACAAGCCUCGGGUAAUGUUCCAAGCGCACACGGAUAUUCUCGCGUACAGAUACAAGCUUCCAGUGAUGAACCCGCCAGAAGGCAAGUCGCUCACCGGGUGGGCGCCCAACGGCAUUGACGGGAAGCCUUUGUUGGGCUUUGGCAACGAGUUUGAUAUUGGCGUGGUGGCUAGCUUUGGGAUGUUUCUGCCGCCGAGGAUUAUCAACAUGUUCCCCAAGGGCAUGAUCAACGUGCAUCCGUCGCUGCUGCCACAGUAUCGCGGGCCAUCGCCGAUACAGGCGGCUCUGCUGAACGGUGAUACACGCACGGGGGUGACAAUCCAGGAGGUGCACCCGCAGGUGAUGGACGGCGGCCGCGUGCUCGCCCAGCUGCCAUACGAGAUCGACCCGCGCGACAAAUACAUCGACAUGGCGCACGCCAUUGGCCGCCUCAGUGGCAGCCUGACCAUCCAGGUGCUGGAGAACCUCGACUUUGUGCGCCGCCACGCCGUCGACCAGGACGCCAGCCUUGCGACACAAACAAAGCUGUACAAGAAAGCCGACGCGCAGAUCAUCUGGGAGCAGAUGACUGCCACGGACAUCAUGCGCAUGCACCGCGCGUUCUACCAGAAGGAGCCGGUGCACACUUUCUUGCGCAUCAAGAAUAAGAUCCACCACGUGCAGUUUAUGGAGCUGGUGGAGCCAAAGAGGGACCCGCUGAGCGACGACUUUGCCGCGAGUGACCCGGGCACGGCGUUCUUCAUGAAGAAGGUGCCGUAUGUUGAGAUCAAGUGCAUUGAUGGGAGUAGGAUCCAUGUGACGCGCUUUAAGGUUGCUGGCAAGGCAGAGCGGGACGCCUUCCAGUUUGCUGCCGGUUACCAUGACCGCCGCAAGGGCAUGCGGCUGCUCAGCCGGGCGGCGGAUGUGAAGCGGCCAACGCCGCCGUUUGUGUACCCGCCAGGGUACGAGAGACCCGCUGCGCCAGGGCCGGCUAGCGAUGGUGCUGCGCCAGAGCCGGCUAGUGAUGGUGCUGCGCCAGAGCCGGCUAGUGAUGGUGCUGCGUCGGAUGUGGAGACGCUAGUUGAUCUGGCCAGUGACAGCGAGGGCCGCGGCGGCAGCAAUGGCGAUGGCGACAAUUCAAAGUAAACUCGGAGCUUUAGACUUAUUUACACAGCCCAAAAAGCUAAUUGAAUCAAAAAUCAACAGAUCAAAAGUCUUGGCAUUUAGUUCUCCAGCCAAGCAUGGCAUUUCCACUCACACAUGACAUAUUGACGGCGCGACCAAAAAAUAAAAGCCGCGCAUUUACUCUUUUUCUUGGGCCCAGAGCCUAUGCAAACGCAAGCAACCCCCUCCGCCCCCGCGUCGUCAGCAUCCCUCCCUUUCUUUUCUUAGGCUGUCUUCAAGUUAG
This is a messenger RNA of Kickxella alabastrina, 1672 nucleotides long. Its product is annotated as formyl transferase. Bases 49 to 1410 code for a protein of 453 amino acids. The record is from RefSeq and is a predicted model, not a curated record. NCBI's taxonomy places the organism in Eukaryota, Fungi, Kickxellomycota, Kickxellomycetes, Kickxellales, Kickxellaceae. The transcript has a single exon. Gene Ontology annotation, cellular component: mitochondrion. Gene Ontology annotation, biological process: conversion of methionyl-tRNA to N-formyl-methionyl-tRNA; biosynthetic process. Gene Ontology annotation, molecular function: methionyl-tRNA formyltransferase activity.